Aspergillus nidulans FGSC A4 is the source of this 876-nucleotide messenger RNA. RefSeq lists its product as uncharacterized. NCBI's taxonomy places the organism in Eukaryota, Fungi, Ascomycota, Eurotiomycetes, Eurotiales, Aspergillaceae. The record is from RefSeq and is a predicted model, not a curated record. The coding region runs from base 1 to 876 and encodes 291 amino acids. The transcript has 2 exons.
AUGUCUUCAACGGAAGAGUCCCCGGCUCAGAGAGCAGCUCGCCUGCGGCGCGAACGCCGCGAAGCCAAGAUAAGAGAGGGGGGAGCGUCCCGACUGGACAAAAUCACAAGCCUGAGCGGACGAACGCCCUCUAAAGAUCGCGACCAAGCCUCACCAUCUCCAUCCCCACAACCUCCCUCUGCUAUCCCCGCCGCGAGCCCCGAACCUCGACCAACCCCUCAACAACCACAGCAAAUACCCAGGCAAGGGCCGCCACAGCCGAGUGCUGAAGAUCCAACCCCAGAUGCGCUCCGCGAACAACAAGAGGCCCUCCGUGCCCUCCUCCGCCAACCAACGCCCUCCCAGCAAGAUACCGGCGAAGAUGAGGACCCGACUCUGAAACUCCUGAGCUCUCUCAUGGGAGGGAUGCCCGGCGCAGCUCAAGGUCCGGGCGCCGGUUUUGGCAGUGGCGCAGGCAGCGAACCUUCGGGGGGACUUCCGGCGGGCUUUUUCUCCUCACUUGGUCUUCCCCCUUGGAUGGCGGACGCGCUUGGCUCCGCUUCGAAGCCACAAUCGGAAGAGCAGAAGAAGGCCCUUCUUACAUGGAAGAUCUUGCAUAUUGUGUUCUCGGUUGCUAUUGCGAUCUACCUUUGUUUCCUUACAAGCUCGGCCGUUGCCACGUACGGCAAACAGCCGCCGCCUCCGGCCACGGCGCAAAACCCUUUUCUUUUGUUCACAACCGGAGAGCUUCUGCUUGGCGGGGCGAGAGUAACGAUGAAGAAUUCUGGACCGCCUGGACCUUUCAUGUACAUUCAGCUGCUCCGGGACUUUAUCCGCGAUGGUAGCAUUGUCCUCUUUCUGUUCGGUAUGGGCUCCUGGUGGCACCAGGGAUGGUGA